Messenger RNA from Harmonia axyridis, 1200 nucleotides. RefSeq names its product ubiquitin carboxyl-terminal hydrolase isozyme L5 (gene Uch-L5). Gene Ontology annotation, biological process: ubiquitin-dependent protein catabolic process; protein deubiquitination. The record is from RefSeq and is a predicted model, not a curated record. Gene Ontology annotation, molecular function: cysteine-type deubiquitinase activity. NCBI's taxonomy places the organism in Eukaryota, Metazoa, Arthropoda, Insecta, Coleoptera, Coccinellidae. The coding region runs from base 201 to 1160 and encodes 319 amino acids. The transcript is spliced from 4 exons. Gene Ontology annotation, cellular component: cytoplasm.
UGCUACCAAAAUUUCGCAGAUGUCUAUGAAUUUCUGUACUCUGAGCUGAGCGGCAACUGAAGCAUAGAAACUGCAAUUCAUUGUAAGCCGAGCCGAAUCGAAGCGUGCAAAAAGCAUUACUUGAAGCUUACUAAUUGGAAUUUAAUUAAUGUAUUAAUAUCAAAUUUUUGCAAUCUGCAUCAUAAAUCAAAACCUCGAAAAUGUCUGAAAGUGCUGGUAACUGGUGUUUGAUCGAAAGUGAUCCAGGCGUAUUCUCAGAGUUGAUCAGAGAAUUUGGUGUAAAAGGCGUACAAGUUGAGGAAUUGUGGAGUUUAGAUGGGGAUCAGUUCGAUAACUUGAAACCUGUCCAUGGACUAAUAUUCUUGUUCAAAUGGACCAAAGAUGAUGAUCCCUCUGGUUCCAUCGUAGAAGAUAAUAGGUUAGAUAAAAUAUUCUUUGCAAAGCAAGUUAUCGAUAAUGCUUGCGCUACUCAAGCAAUACUCAGCAUCUUACUCAACUGUCGUCAUCCAGAUGUGAAAUUGGGCCAUACUCUUACUGAACUUAAAGAUUUUUGCCAAGGUUUUGAUGCAAAUAUGAAAGGAUUGACAAUUAGUAAUUCUCCAGUGAUUCGCACAGUACAUAAUUCAUUUGCAAGGCAGCAGCUAUUUGAAUUUGAUAAUUCAUCAAAUAGUAAGACAGAAGAUGCAUUUCAUUUUGUGGGAUAUGUACCUAUUGAUGGACGAUUAUAUGAGUUAGAUGGCUUGAAACCAGGACCUAUAGAUUUAGGAGUUAUACCAACAGAGACUGAAUGGACUGAUAUAGUGAGACCUAUCAUAGAAAAAAGAAUUCAAAAGUAUAGUGAAGGGGAAAUACAUUUUAAUUUGAUGGCUAUUGUGAGUGACCGAAAAAUGUUACAUGAAAGAAAAAUUGAAACUCUUCAAAAACAACUUGAUGAUAACCCAGAUAAAGAAAAUGUUAAAAAUGAAAUUGCACAUUUGAAAUUGCUAAUUGAAGAAGAAGAGAACAAGAAAAAAUCUUAUCAAGUUGAAAAUAUAAGAAGAAAACACAACUAUAUUCCUCUCAUUAUUGAAUUACUUAAAAUUUUAGCUAAAGAAGGUAAAUUAGUCCCUUUAUAUGAGGAAGCCAAGGAAAAAACAUUGAAGAGACAGAAGACUAAAUAAAUGUUUGUAAAAUUGAAUAUCAAUAAAUAUAAGAAAUAAA